This is a messenger RNA of Syngnathoides biaculeatus (alligator pipefish), 2521 nucleotides long. Its product is annotated as high-affinity choline transporter 1-like. Gene Ontology annotation, molecular function: choline:sodium symporter activity. Lineage: Eukaryota; Metazoa; Chordata; Actinopteri; Syngnathiformes; Syngnathidae. The coding region runs from base 880 to 2241 and encodes 453 amino acids. Gene Ontology annotation, biological process: transmembrane transport; acetylcholine biosynthetic process; choline transport. The transcript has 6 exons. The record is from RefSeq and is a predicted model, not a curated record. Gene Ontology annotation, cellular component: plasma membrane.
UAGAGCGGAAUAAAAUGUGAUGAGCAUUAAAUUAAGUUAUGGGAUAGAGUAGUGGAGGCGAGACUAACUAACUAACAAAAGUUAGUAUCUGUGAGCAACAGUAUGGUUUCAUGCCUAGAAAGAGUACCACAGAUGCAUUAUUUGCCAUGAGGAUGCUUGUGGAAAAGUACAGAGAAGGUCAGAAGGAGCUACAUUGUGUCUUUGUAGACCUAGAGAAAGCCUACGACAGAGAACCACGAGAGGAACUGUGGUACAACAUGCCUAAGUCUGGUGUGGCGGAGAAAUAUGUUAGAAUAGUACACGACAUGGGGGCACGGUGGCUCAGCUGGAAAGCGUUGGGCUCACAGUUGUGAAGACCCGGAUACACUCCCAGCCUUCUCUGUGUGGAGUUUGCAUGUUCUCCUCGUGCCUGUGUGGGGUUUCUCUGGGCACUCUGAUUUCCUCCCAUAUCCCAAAAACAUGUAAUCAUUGGAGACUGAAUUGGUCUGAGGUGUGAUUGUGAGUGCGACUUAACCGUCUCUAUCCACCCUGCAGUUGGCUGCCAACUAGUUCAGAAUGUACCCUGACUUCUGCCCGUUGAUAGUUAGAAUAGGGUCCAGAACUCCCACAUGCCUCAUGAGGAUAAGCAGCUCAGAAAAUGGACGGAUGGAUAGUCUAAUUUGACAGUUCAUCAAACAGUUGCAUUCCUUCAUCAGUUUGUCCCUGGGUCGCAAACCUCAACCUGUAAAAUGUAAAGGUAUAAUUCACUUGAAUUUCAGUAUUUAUUCUUUUAAACAACUUACACUUAUGAUGCUCAUGAACAACACUUUUGUGAUUACAACUCUUUGUGGUCAAACUUUGUUAAUGUUGCUGAUGUGAUGAAGCACUUAUGUCUCUGGUAUGUCUUGUGUUUUUCCAGCAGGACUCUUUUUUGCCAAACCAAUGAGGUCCAAACGCUACGUGACAAUGUUGGACCCGUUUCAGCAACGCUACGGCCAAUUAUUCACAACAGCAAUUUUAGUUCCUGCUCUGAUCAGUGAUAUUUUGUGUGCGGCCUGCAUCCUUGCUGCGCUAGGGGGAAUGAUGAGCAUUGUCCUUGAUGUAUCAUCGACGAUCUCCAUCAUAAUCUCUGCAGCUGUCUCUAUCAUCUAUACUUUAUUUGGUGGCCUCUACGCGGUUGCAUACACCGAUAUCAUCCAACUGUCGUUCAUAGUUAUUUGUCUGUGGGUUUGCGUUCCAUUUAUGUUUCUCAGUCCCGCGGUGACUGACGCCCCACAAACACCUCAUUUCAACCAGUCAAGCUUCCCCUCGUGGAUAGGAGAGGUGAAGCUGGAGGAUGCGGGAAAGUGGACGGACGACUUUUUGGUGUUGUCUGUUGGAGGACUGGCGUUUCAAGCUCUAUUCCAGAGGAUUCUUGCAGCGUCCUCUUCGACUCGGGCUCAGGUCACCUGUUUUGCUGCUGGUGGAUUGACUUUUUUUUUGGGAAUCCCUUCAAUGAUAAUUGGAGCUUUGGCUACUUCUGCAGACUGGAACCAGACAGACUAUGGUCUACCCCCACCUUAUGAGCGCGGGGAGGCAGGGAAUGUCCUCCCACUGGCUUUGUCCUACAUCACACCCUCCUGGAUGUCAGUGUUGGGUAUUGGUGCUGUCGCAGCAGCAGUCAUGUCCUCCAUGGACUCUGUCAUGCUGUCGUCAGCAUCCAUGUUCACACAAAACAUAUACAAGACAAUGUUGAGAAAGCAGGCAUCAGAGAGGGAGCUGCAGUGGGUGAUCAGGAUUAGUGUGCUUCUGGUGGGCCUGGCUGGAACCGGUCUGGCCUUUAACAAGACCAGCAUCGUUGAGCUCUGGCUGCUCACGACCGACUUACUUUAUUGCCUUGUCGCCCCGCAGCUGGUCUGUGUGGUGCACCUCCGCUCCACCAAUUGCUACGGUGCCAUCAGCGGCUACGUGAUUGCUCUGCUGCUGCGUGCGCUGAGCGGCGAACCAGCACUCGGCCUUCCCUCUGUGCUCCUCUACCCGGGAUGGAGGCAGGAGGAUGGCGUCAUCAGACAGUACUUUCCCUUUAAGACUCUGAUUGUGCUCAUUUCUUUUGCAGCUAUCAAUCUCGUGUCGUGGCUGUUCCAGCUCGCUUUCACUCGCCAUCUCAUUCCUCAGUCCUGGGAUGUGAUGAAUUCAUUCAAAAAGAAGAUAGAGGCAGAAGUAGAGGAAGAGAGACCAAUUUCCAAUGAGAACAAGGACUUUGUCUUAAGUACAGCUUUAUAGGCUCAUCGUAUCUGCCAAACCUGAUUUUAGGCAUAAUUAUGGGCGCAUUCCUCCAUACGUUUUCUCAAAAUGGUCCAUGGGCCUUAGGUUGGACACACCUGGUUUAAUCCAUGGCUAUACUGUCAAUAACUCCAGAACAAUUGUCCAAAUUUGUUUGAAUUUCUGUAUUUUUAGAAUUGGACACUUAUUGCGGUAUAUUAUGGAAUAGGGUAAAAAUCUUUCUGCAAACUGUUACGAUACUCCUCUGUAAAGUCAGUGUCAUCAAAUCUUAAAAGUGAAU